AUGCGCCGCAGCAGACCUUACCUCCAGAUUUUGCUGCCUUUAAGGCGAAGAGAGGAGGGGAGCGCACCUCCGGCAGCGCUGCCGCCCGAGCCCUGCCCGUCGCGGCGAGCGGGCACCGCAGGGCCGAAGAGGAGAUGCCGGGGGGAGCCGGGCGCUCCCCACCUUUCACUCAUAGCCGCAGAGAGAGCGAGGGAGAGAAAAUUGCCACAGACCAGGCAGCAAAAUGCUGGGUUUAGAAGACUGCGAGCCAGUUUCCUGCAUACUACUAUAAUUAAUUUGCGUGCGGAGAUCAAAGAUCCGAGGGCGAAGGAAAUAAUUGAUUCUGCCAGAAAACGCUUCCCUGGCGCAGCCCACGGCAGAAACCAGAGGCUGCUUUUGUCCCGAGGAGUCAGCUGUGUUUACCUGCAAGGCACCAAGCACUCGGGGCACUCGGCGGGCGGGCACCGCUCCUGGCGGCGGCCGUGCGGCACCCGCGGGCUCGGGGGACGCCCCAGCCUCCCGCAACGCCGCGGCCCGAACUUCGGCUCUGGUGUGAGCGUGGGUAAACACGAGAAACGCUGUGAAGUUGGGCGGCAGGAGAAGCGCCGGGCGAGCUGUGCCAUCAGCCACAAGGGGUGGCCGGCCGCCGCUCUCGGCCCGGCUGGCCCUGGCGCAGAGCGGGAUCCCCCCGGGAGCCUGUCGCCCCCCUGGGCCGGCGGGGACAGCUCUGACCCUCACCCCUCUCUGGUGACCGGGAACUUGAGGAAGCCUCUCACCGACCGGCUUUUGCCCCUGUUUGAAACACUCAUCCCUUCUUUCCCUCCCUAGCCCCCAGCCCUACCCCGGCAGCCGCCUGGCCGGGGGUGCCCGCUCCGCUCCGGCCGUGCCUGCCUCGGCUCUUCCUUACAAGGGCGCCUGCGGCCGAGCUGGGGGGAGGAGGAGGAGGAGGAGGAAGGGGAGGGGGCGGUCACGGUGGCGGAGGAGCCCUUCCCGGAGGGGGCAGUGGCACAGUCCCUGCACGCACAAAACGCCGCAAGCCCCGGGCGACCUGUCAGCCCCUCGCCCCUCCCGGCUCCCCGCCUCGCCUCUCGCCAGAGUCAACACAGAGCUGCGAUCCAUUUGGGCGAUUUAGUUAAAAUAAAUAAACCCGCGAAGAUUCACUAGCGAGCGAUGCAUCAUCGACCCGGAGGUUUAUUAAGAGGCUCGUUUACAGCCGCGGCUGCAGCCCCUGCUCCGUCGGAGAGGGGGAGGCCGGGCCGUGUUGCGGGAAGGCUGCGGCAGCCAGGGUGGCCCCCGGUGCUCCACACCCGCCCCCCGGCAGGGCCCCCACGCGACCCCCACCCUCUCUCCGCCCGUCCCCUGUCCCCACAGAGCCUGCCAAGAGGGGGAAGCGCCCACCCGACGGCUGCUGCAGGGCAGUGGCACUCAUUUGCCUGAAUGUUCGAGGGAGGGAGAAGAGGGUCGGGAGACAUUGU
Molecule: messenger RNA, 1454 nt
Organism: Zonotrichia leucophrys gambelii
Lineage: Eukaryota; Metazoa; Chordata; Aves; Passeriformes; Passerellidae
Exons: 5
Coding region: 1-807 (268 amino acids)
Source: RefSeq, a predicted model, not a curated record